This is a messenger RNA of Nyctereutes procyonoides (raccoon dog), 2383 nucleotides long. It is a transcript of the gene PSMD9, whose product is annotated as proteasome 26S subunit, non-ATPase 9. Gene Ontology annotation, molecular function: protein binding. Lineage: Eukaryota; Metazoa; Chordata; Mammalia; Carnivora; Canidae. Gene Ontology annotation, cellular component: cytoplasm; nucleus. Gene Ontology annotation, biological process: proteasome regulatory particle assembly. The coding region runs from base 76 to 747 and encodes 223 amino acids. The record is from RefSeq and is a predicted model, not a curated record. The transcript has 6 exons.
GCCGCAGUCUCUUCCGGCGGCCGCAUCCCGGAAGCCGGGGAGCCUGGUGUCCCGCAUCCCGCGCCGAGGUCCAGGAUGUCGGAGGGGGAAGCCAGGCAGGGCGAAGGCUCCCCGCAGGCCGGCGCGGUGACUGUCAGUGACAUCCAGGAGCUCAUACGGCGCAAGGAGGAGAUCGAGGCGCAGAUCAAAGCCAAUUAUGACGUACUGGAGAGUCAAAAGGGCGUGGGGAUGAAUGAGCCACUGGUGGACUGCGAGGGCUACCCUCGGUCAGACGUGGACCUGUACCAAGUCCGAACUGCCAGGCACAACAUCGUCUGCUUACAGAAUGAUCACAAGGCAGUCAUGAAGCAGGUGGAAGAGGCCCUACACCAGCUGCAUGCUCGAGACAAGGAGAAGCAGGCUCGGGACAUGGCCGAGGCCCAUGAAGAGGCCAUGGGCCGCAACUUGGGCCAGAGUGAGGGCCGCAGCCCCCCUCAGGCCUUCGCCAAAGUGAACAGCAUCAGUCCUGGCUCCCCUGCCAGUAUUGCGGGUCUGCAAGUGGAUGAUGAGAUUGUGGAGUUUGGCUCUGUGAACACCCAAAACUUCCAGUCUCUGCAUAACAUUAGCAGUGUGGUGCAGCACAGUGAGGGGAAACCCCUCAAUGUGACGGUGAUCCGCAGAGGGGAGAAACAUCAGCUUAGACUUGUCCCGACCCGCUGGGCAGGAAAAGGACUGCUGGGCUGCAACAUUAUUCCUUUGCAAAGAUGAUUGUUCCCAGGGAACAGUAAUAGGAAACCAUCUUCCCUUGCCCUGGAUGUGGGUCUGGUGGGAAUUUCUUCCUUCUCUUCUCUCCCGGAAGCUUAAGGAUUUGGAGGAAGCUGGAAGCCUGGACUUUUGGGUGAUGGAAACGCUGUGGCCUUGCAGUGUAACCUCUUGGGAUUAAGGCAUUGUUAACUUGAUUUGUGCUUGGCAUCUUUUGCGAAUUAGGCGAUGGCCGUAAAUGGGAGUUUUCUGGAUUGUGGGGAAGUGGGUGGGAGUUAUUCUGGCAGGUGUUGAUAGGAUGUUAUUCUUUAGGAUUUUUCCUCCUGAAUAAACACAGGUUUCAGUGCUGAUAUGAAGAUGUUAUCACCCUAACCGAAUUCCCUUUUAAAAAAUUUUUUUAUGUAAAUUAAAUUUAGUUAACGUACGGUGCCAACUGAAUUUCUUGUGAACCUCCAAACCAAAGCUCUGACAGGAGUUAGAACAUUCUUAUAGAGAGUUGGACAGGGACACCUAGCUGGCUUAGUCAGUGGAGCAUGUGACUUUUGAUUUUGGAGUUGUAAAUUCAAGCUCCAUGUUGGGUAUAGAGAUUACUUAAAUAAAAUCUUGAAAAAAAGAAAAAGUUAUACAGAACAGGGGCACCUGGCUGGCUCAGUGGGUAGAACAUGCAACUCUUGAUCUUGGGGUUCUGAGUUCAAGCCCCAUCCAGGGUGUAGAGCUUACUUUAAAAAAAAAUUUGGACAGAACCAACCAACAGUGGUUCUGAAGUCAGGAUUUGACCAACACUUCAAGAACAUCAUCCGUUAGUGAGUGGGAUCUGCAUCUGCAUUUGCAUUAUGGCACUGCUGCUCUGGAUACAGAAAUUACAUCCUCAGCAGCUCUACCUCCCAGGCACAUUGCUCCCUUGAAGAAUAGGGAAAGCCAGGAGGCUCCCCAGGUAGCCCCCUUAGGUGUCAGCUUCCUCCUCUAUAACCCACAGGACAGCAGCAAGCUCCCUUUGCUUCUGGAAUAAAAAACAUUGCAAAUUAUCUUCUAAUUUGACCUUUUUAGUUGAACCUCCUGGUCAUCCCCUCAAAUCAACAGUAGUUUGUAAACUGCCAAGGUGUGCUUGAUUGCUGAUGGGACCAGCAGUGUGUGCAUACCUGACUCCUUGAAAAUGCUGAUUCCUUCUUCCUUCCUUUUAUUUUCUCUCUUUCACAGGGCCACAUGGGUUUCAGUGAUUCUUAGUGACUCUGUGUUUUACUUUCUACCUUCACCUUAUCACUAUUUUUUCCCACAUUUCUUGCACGUCACUUUCUAUGUCAGAGGAAGGAUGGCCCAUUCUGCUGAGGCAUGCCAGUGUUCCUUGGGAAUGGAUUUGCUUAGGUUGAAUACAGAAACUAGGUUGCCUUGACAGGAAUCAAUACUUGGGCUCUUGCUUCCAGCCAUGGAUUCUCAUGCUCAACUGGAAAGCCUUCAUGUUGAGUGUCUUCCCCAAAACUCUACCCUAGCAGUGCAUCCAUAUGCAUUCCCCCCUUACAGACACAGACAUGCCACGCGUACCACUGUUUGCUGUUUAAAUUGAGUGUGCACGUUCUGAUUCCAAGUAUUUUCAAGUCUCUUUUUAUAAGCCCCAGAUUAUAAUAAACACAGCUUGUAUCAUCCA